This is a messenger RNA of Gryllus bimaculatus (two-spotted cricket), 536 nucleotides long. The record is from the annotation of a GenBank genome assembly. NCBI's taxonomy places the organism in Eukaryota, Metazoa, Arthropoda, Insecta, Orthoptera, Gryllidae.
UGUGACGGACAUCACUCGACUGCCGCCCCAACCGCGUGCCGCUUAUGAUGUAACUUCGCCCGAAUUUAGCUCUGCAUCAUCGCAAAUCCUCAUCACAAGAGACGAUAACCGUUGAACUCCUCGCAUGUGCUGUCUACAGAUGACUACAGACGGAAGCACGCGCUCAAGGCAGCAAAGGGCCUAGCCAGCACUCCGAUCAACACGCGCACCCAAGCUCGCGUCGCGUCGCAACGUUCCGGCACGAAAGAAGAUUUACGCGUUGUCGCCACGGCUGACCACAUCCAAUAAACAGGAUGGAAAUAGUGCCCGAAGGCAAGAAUUUCCGAUUAGCACAGGACGACGAACUGCCGGCAAUACUGGACUUCCUUUCAGAGUACUUGCCCGACGCUCUCAAGUUCCAUCAAACAUUAAAGACGUUCCUGAAUGAACGUGUGUGGGAUUUCUUCUUUUACGUUACCAAAUCGUGGCCAGAGGAACCAGUCUGCCUGCACUUUCCUGGCAUGACCAAGUCGUAUAAGGAUGACCAGCAUCGUUAG